AAAUGGUUUAGCAGUUCGUGGCUCUACUCCGAGUGCUAUUUCUACCGAAGAAUACGGGAAGCGUUUGAAAUCACACGACAUGUCAACGCAUUUGAUCCGUUCAAUGACUCUAAAGAAGAAGCGCUUACGUCGUCCAUCAAAACUGUGGAAGUGUUGGCGCAAUACGUAAAGACAUUGUCCGCGAGAAAUGAUUUGAACAUUGAGUUAGAAUUCGUCCGAAUUAUAGAGUUAUCUCUUUGGGGAAACAAAUGCGAUCUUUCGCUCUCUUGUGGCCAACAAACCGAUCAAUUCGUGGAUCCGACCCAAGAUUUGGCUAAAAUGAGGCAUUUUAUAAUCGAUAAUCAUAUCCAAGAGUUGUGGCAAUACGUGAACGCUUUACGAACGGCUGGCACUGGUCUUCAGUUGGCUAUUGUUUUAGACAACUCUGGCUUUGAAUUGUUUACAGACUUAUGUCUCGUUGAGGUCUUGGAAUCAAUUGGUUUAUUGAGUGAUAAAAGUGUUAAGUUUUACGUAAAAUCUAUGCCAUGGUUUGUGUCGGAUGUGAUGACCAAAGACUUUCACUGGUUAUUAAAUUAUUUGGCCAACGAUUCCAACACUCAUUCAACUGUUGUUAAAGAAUUGAGUGCCAAAUGGAUUAAUAAUGUGAAGACUGGAAAAUGGGUAAUAAUUGAUGACCAGUUUUGGACACUUUCUCACGAUUAUAGCCAAAUGAAAACAAUAGCACCGAAACUGUACCACAGCUUAAGCGAAGCAAAUCUAAUCAUAUUUAAGGGAGAUUUGAAUUAUAGGAAACUGACCGCAGAUCUGAUGUGGGAUUUUUCAGUGCCUUUCUCUGUCUCUUUGCGUGGUUUCCUUCCGACCACUCUUUGUACCCUCAGAACCAUUAAAGCCGAUGUUGUCGUCGGUGUUGAAGACAAGCAAAUGCUGCAAAAAAUCGCUACAUUUGCCGUCAAUUGGAGAGAAAUCGGUGAUUACGCUGUCAUACAAUUGGCUCAAAACCUUUAG
This is a messenger RNA of Medioppia subpectinata, 1005 nucleotides long. The record is from the annotation of a GenBank genome assembly. NCBI's taxonomy places the organism in Eukaryota, Metazoa, Arthropoda, Arachnida, Sarcoptiformes, Oppiidae.